This is a messenger RNA of Dicentrarchus labrax (European seabass), 3704 nucleotides long. It is a transcript of the gene slc7a5, whose product is annotated as solute carrier family 7 member 5. The record is from RefSeq and is a predicted model, not a curated record. The transcript is spliced from 10 exons. Bases 235 to 1800 code for a protein of 521 amino acids. Gene Ontology annotation, cellular component: membrane. Lineage: Eukaryota; Metazoa; Chordata; Actinopteri; Moronidae. Gene Ontology annotation, biological process: neutral amino acid transport; amino acid transmembrane transport. Gene Ontology annotation, molecular function: neutral L-amino acid transmembrane transporter activity; L-amino acid transmembrane transporter activity.
GGCCUUGACGGAGGAGGGCCAUGAUGCCAAUUUACACGCUUUCUUUGUACGUGGAUAGAGUAAAGACACGAGAAAGCACGCUGCUCUGACAGACCCACAGACACACCGCUGACUCGUCGUGGCUGAGCCCGGCCGGUAUCAGACCACAGAGCGGACCGAACACAGAGAGGAACAGACCCGCGGGAAAGUGGGAAGCCUCGAGUGAGGAAGAAGAAAGAGGAAACUAAGCCAACGAUGUCUGGGCUCAAGAAGAGAAACUCCAAUUCCUCGGCAGACAGGGAGGAGGACAAGCAGGUUACGGAGAGGAUGCUGUCCCCGGGCAGCGGGGAUAAGGAGGACUCCAACCAGGGCGGAGCACCGGGAGGCGACGCCAAGAGCCCCAACAACGCCGCCGGAGGAGAGGAAGGAGUCACGCUGAAGAGGACCAUCACCCUGGUGAACGGCGUGGCCAUCAUUGUUGGCACCAUCAUAGGCUCGGGCAUCUUCGUCACACCGACCGGCGUGGUGAAGGAGGCCGGCUCGGUGGGUCUGUCCCUGGUCGUGUGGGCGGUGUGUGGGGUGUUCUCCACGGUGGGAGCCCUCUGCUACGCGGAGCUGGGGACCACCAUCAGCAAGUCCGGGGGGGACUAUGCCUACAUCCUGGAGGUGUACGGCUCCCUGCCGGCUUUCCUCAAACUCUGGAUCGAGUUGCUCAUCAUCCGGCCGUCCUCGCAGUACAUCGUCGCCUACGUUUUCGCCACCUACCUCAUCAAGCCCCUGUUCCCCGUGUGCCCGGUGCCGGAGAACGGGGCCAAGGUCGUGGCCUGCCUCUGCAUCCUCUUGUUGACGUUUGUGAACUGCUACAGUGUGAAGGCGGCCACCAGAGUGCAAGACUUCUUCGCCGCGGCCAAGCUCCUGGCGCUCGGACUCAUCAUCAUCAUCGGCUUCGUCAAGAUUGGCCAAGGUGGCACAGAUGGUCUUCUUCCAGAAAAUUCAUUCAAAGGGUCAAAAUAUGAGUUUGGCAGCAUUGGCUUGGCCCUCUACAGCGGCCUUUUUGCCUACGGUGGCUGGAACUACUUGAAUUUUGUCACUGAGGAGAUGAUUGAGCCUUACAAAAACCUUCCUCGUGCCAUCAUCAUCUCUCUGCCCAUUGUGACAGCAGUGUACGUUCUGACCAACCUGGCAUAUUUCACCACCCUCACCCCUGAGCAGAUGCUCGGCUCACAGGCCGUGGCUGUGGAUUUUGGUAACCAACACCUAGGUCCGAUGGCAUGGAUCAUCCCAGUGUUUGUAGGUCUGUCCUGCUUUGGAUCAGUCAACGGCUCUCUGUUCACAUCAUCCAGGUUAUUCUUUGUGGGUUCCCGGGAGGGUCACCUGCCCAGUUUGCUGUCAAUGAUCCACCCCACCCUGCUGACCCCGCUGCCCUCACUGAUAUUCACUUGCUUGAUGACACUGCUCUACGCCUUCUCCAACGACAUCUUCUCCGUCAUAAACUUCUUCAGCUUCUUCAACUGGCUCUGCAUCGCCAUGGCAAUCGUCGGGAUGAUGUGGCUCCGUUAUAAGAAGCCAGAGCUGGAGCGACCAAUCAAGGUGAAUAUUCUGCUGCCAGUGAGCUUCGUGCUGGCCUGCAUCUUCCUCAUCAUCGUUUCCUUCUGGAAGACUCCAGUGGAGUGUGCGAUCGGCUUCGGCAUCAUCGCCACCGGAAUUCCCGUCUACUUAGUCGGCGUGUGGUGGAAGAGCAAACCCGAGUGGCUGCAGCAUGGAAUCUUCUCGACCACAGUCAUGUGUCAGAAGAUGAUGGAGGUGGUGCCUCAGUCCUAAAAGCCAGCGGCCAAUCGGGUUGCACCAACCCUCUGACCUCUGGGCUCUGACAUCACAGCUGAUGAAGCUGGACCUCUGUUGACCCCUCUCAACCCAAUCUCUCUCUCUCUCUCUCUCACACACACACACCCCCGUCUGCUGGGUGCUGAUAAGGACCUGAUGAAGACACACAGGCGAUUUUUGGCCACGGUGUCUCAGCGGUCUUCAACUGUUUUCCUUUUGUUUCUUAUGUUGCUGACAUUUGGGUUGUCAUUUGAGUAUGGACUAUUUUUAGUCACUAACAAUCAUUUUUCAUAGGCUGUUGUGCAUUGUCGUUUUUAUGAUGCAUUUCAAUGAAUUUGUUGGGGUUUUUUUUUUUUUUACUGCUGUUAUUUUGUGAAUAAGUUCAUGUAAAAUAUCCUCCCUCAUCAGAACCCUGUUGUAUUUAACAAGCUGUGCCUUAUGUGGCAAAUGAAGGCGUACCUGUCAGGUAUGGCAGUUGCGGUUGACGGAGGCUGCGGUCAGCCCUGGCACUGACCUGCAAACAGCUAUAAACGGAGCUCUCUCAAGAGUCAAACCUUUGCAACCAGGAGCUUUUAAAAAAAAAAAAAUCCCGGAAGAAUUUAAUUUCAAUCUCCUGCAACCAACCUUUGCUUUCAAGUAGAAGUUGGAGGUUAGCUUAGUCAGAUAUUCAUGAGACUUCGCAUUGGAAACCUGUGGUCCUGCAGUAUUUACAAUUCUUCUAAAAGUAUUGUGUUGUUGCUUGCUGGUCGACGGUGCGACAUUUCGGUCACUGUAAUGUCCGUUACCACUCAGUGUCUGUCUGUCUGUUGACUUUUAGCCCUGCCCUUUGUUGUUUUUUGGUGACCCGGUCUGGUUUUAAAGUCGUCUAUGCUGCUGUAGGAAGUGAGUGAAGAUGAAUGGAGAUCUUGGUGUGUUACAGAUGUUUCCAAUUUUUACAUUGAGACUGUUGACAAAUGUCUCCUGUAGGCCGUGUUCAGCUUUCAUUAGACAGCUGAAUUAUACACAUGCAGAUAGGUAGUCAGUAAUUUAAUGUUAGUUAGUAUCUAUGCUCAGUUGUCGGGCUAACUAAAUUGCUCAGAGCGAGUAGGAAGUUUUCUGUUAAGUCAUGUUUUUUGUUCAAAGCCUACCUACAUAUUUCUGUCUCAAGCAUUACACUGGUGGUAAACAUGAUCCAGUAUAGUUAUGUCACCUCACAGGAUUUCUGGGUAUUGGAGUUUAAUUGCUAUUGAAGUUGCAUUGCUCUUUAAAUCGUCCUGUGGUCAGACUGAGGGUGCUGCAUAUACCGGAAUGGGAAAUUGUAUUGUGACCAUCGCUGAAAAGUGGGUCAGAAUUCAAAUUAUGUGCUUUUUUCCUGCUGUUGAUUAUUUUUUGGGUCAGCGAUCUCAAUUUCACUGGGGAUCAAUAUCUCAGUGUAUUGAGCCGGCUCACAGAGCUCCGUUACAUGACACUGACAGUGUUUUUCUUUUUUUUAAGAGACAGUAUGAACUGUUUUUAUUUCUCAUCCUCAUGUUUUGUUUUUACACGUUCACGCACAGCGACAGUUAUAACUGUAUUAUUAACGUCGACCCUCCUCCUGGCAGCGGACCAAAAGUAAAUGUCACUGCGGGGGCGUUGUUUCCGUAGAGACACAGUGUGAGCGCUGUAGAGGCUGUGGAGUUGUUGCCAUGGAGACAGCGCUGGUGGAUGUAGGAGGGGCUAAUGUGUAUGUUUUAGAGGUAGAACCUUUCUAACACUCCAGCCAUCGCACGAAGCCGAUGGGAAACUAACCUGAAUAGGACUGUAGAAAGUUUAUUUAUUUAUUUUUAGGAAACUUUGUUGUUCAUUGUUAUAAGUCCUUCUAAUUUGUUUACAGGGCAUUUUGUGGAAAGUGCUUUACAAAUAAAUCUUGAGUUUUUUUUCCA